GUGUGUGUGAAGUGCCACUUACAACCUUCUCCAUCGACAAUCACCACCUUCGAAAAUUCGAGACAAUCCGCGAUUCUGAAGGAGUUUUGAUCGAAGCUCCAGUCGCAAUCAUGUCUCAACCAGCACUCAACAAGAUUGCUGCCAACAGCCCUUCCAGACAAAACCCUUCAGAACUGGAGACCAGCAUUGCAACCGCUCUCUACGAACUCGAGACCAACAUUCCAGAUCUCAAGGUUGCUUUGAGACCACUUCAAAUUGUCUCUGCUCGUGAGCUCGAAGUCGGCCACGGCAAGCGCGCCAUUGUCAUCUUCGUCCCCGUUCCCUUGUUGGCCAACUUCCACAAAGUCCAACAACGCCUGAUCCGCGAACUCGAGAAGAAGUUCUCCGACCGCCAUGUCCUCAUCCUCGCCUCGCGCCGCAUCCUCCCUCGCCCCAAGCGCAGCAACCGCUCCCGCACUUCGCAGACCCAGAAGCGUCCUCGUUCUCGAACCCUGACCGCGGUUCACGAUGCCAUCCUCGCCGACGUCGUCUACCCUGUGGAGAUUGUGGGCAAGAGACUCAGAACCAAGGAAGACGGUAGCAAGACUCUCAAGGUCGUCUUGGACGAAAAGGAGCGUGGAGGUGUGGAUUACAGACUCGACACUUUCGCCGAGGUCUACCGAAAAUUGACUGGCCGUGGUGUCGGUUUCGAGUUUCCUUUGAGCGGUCCCACUGAUUUUUAGAUGGCUUGGUGCGGGAUAUGGUGGAUGUGAGGUCGGCGAGUGAUCGUUCUCGGAUGAAGUAUGAUGCAAAGGGAGUAGACAAUGGUGUUACUCAUUUCGCCAUAUGGCAGUGGGGGCACCUAGUUAGGUCUUGACCUGAAAUCGUUGCUGCGUGCUUGUGUAUGGAAAGCAUCUCCAAAACCAACAAAGGGUCAACAUAGCAGCAUCGUGUGCCUGGAAUUGAGCCAAAUAGGUUUCAGAGCAUACCCAAAUACAAUCCAUUAAAUCGUUCACCUGGACAUGCUUGCCGACCAUUCUGGAACCACCAAACGAUGCCAGUAUACCCGACAGUGGUCCACCUCAGUGUAUGACGGCGGAGGCAGACGAAAAAUCAGUGCUCGUUACUUU
This is a messenger RNA of Exophiala mesophila, 1109 nucleotides long. RefSeq names its product 40S ribosomal protein S7. Bases 111 to 722 code for a protein of 203 amino acids. The transcript is spliced from 2 exons. Gene Ontology annotation, cellular component: 90S preribosome; cytosolic small ribosomal subunit; small-subunit processome. Gene Ontology annotation, molecular function: structural constituent of ribosome. The record is from RefSeq and is a predicted model, not a curated record. Gene Ontology annotation, biological process: translation; ribosomal small subunit biogenesis; rRNA processing. NCBI's taxonomy places the organism in Eukaryota, Fungi, Ascomycota, Eurotiomycetes, Chaetothyriales, Herpotrichiellaceae.